This is a messenger RNA of Nematolebias whitei (Rio pearlfish), 3426 nucleotides long. RefSeq names its product potassium sodium-activated channel subfamily T member 1b (gene kcnt1b). The transcript has 28 exons. Gene Ontology annotation, molecular function: intracellular sodium-activated potassium channel activity. Gene Ontology annotation, biological process: potassium ion transport. NCBI's taxonomy places the organism in Eukaryota, Metazoa, Chordata, Actinopteri, Cyprinodontiformes, Rivulidae. The coding region runs from base 16 to 3426 and encodes 1136 amino acids. Gene Ontology annotation, cellular component: membrane. The record is from RefSeq and is a predicted model, not a curated record.
AUCUCGUCCCUCAAGAUGGCUGACGUGGAUUCAGAGGUGCCUCCACUUCCUCCUCGCUACCGCUUCAGAGAUUUGCUGCUGGGAGACCAGACGUUUCAGAAUGAAGACAGGGUGCAGGUAGAGUUCUACGUGAAUGAAAACACCUUCAAGGAGCGGCUGAAGCUUUUCUUCAUCAAAAACCAAAGGUCAAGUUUGAGGAUUCGUUUGUUCAACUUCGCUCUGAAGAUUCUCACCUGUGUCCUCUACAUAGUCAGAGUCAGCCUGGACAGCCCCAGAGAGACCAACAGUAACCCAUGGGCUCGAAUUUUCUGGGUGACUAGAUGCGAGUCUGUGUGGGCAGUACAGGUGACAGUGGCCUUAAUCAGUUUCUUGGAGACUAUGCUGAUCACAUAUCUCAGCUACAAGGGGAACAUUUGGGAGCAGAUCUUCCAGAUGUCCUUCAUAUUGGAGAUGAUCAAUACAGUGCCAUUUAUAGUCACAAUCUUUUGGUGUCCAUUAAGAAACAUAUUUGUUCCCGUAUUUCUUAAUUGCUGGCUCGCCAAAGGUGCUCUGGAGAACAUGAUUAAUGAUUUUCACCGUGCCAUCCAGAGGACCCACUCCGCCAUGUUCAACCAAGUGUUCAUCCUCAUCUGCACAUUACUGUGUCUGGUUUUCACAGGAGCUUGUGGGAUUCAGCAUCUAGAGCGAGCCGGGAAGAACUUGUCCUUGUUUGACUCGUUUUAUUUCUGCAUCGUCACUUUCUCCACGGUGGGCUACGGAGACGUUACACCGAAGAUCUGGCCCUCCCAGCUCCUGGUGGUCAUUCUCAUCUGCGUUGCACUCGUAGUCCUCCCACUACAGUUUGAAGAGCUAGCGUACCUGUGGAUGGAGAGCCAGAAGCUGGGAGGGAACUACAGCCGCCACCGAGCGCAGACUGAAAAACACGUGGUGUUGUGCGUCAGCUCGCUCAAGAUCGACCUGCUGAUGGAUUUCCUCAAUGAGUUCUACGCCCAUCCAAGGCUGCAGGACUAUUAUGUGGUGAUUCUGUGCCCGACAGAAAUAGACAUUCAGGUUCGGCGUAUCCUGCAGAUCCCUCUGUGGUCCCAGAGGGUCAUCUACCUGCAGGGAUCUGCCCUCAAAGACCAGGACCUGAUGAGGGCCAAGAUGGACGACGCUGAGGCGUGCUUCAUCCUGAGCAGCAGGAAUGAAGUUGACCGAACUGCUGCUGAUCACCAGACUAUUUUGAGGGCAUGGGCGGCGAAGGACUUUGCUCCAAACUGCCCGCUUUACGUCCAAAUCCUCAAACCAGAAAAUAAAUUCCAUGUAAAGUUUGCUGAUCACGUCGUGUGUGAGGAGGAGUUCAAGUACGCCAUGUUGGCUCUGAACUGCGUGUGUCCCGCCACGUCCACGUUAGUGACUCUCUUGGUUCACACCUCCAGAGGACAGGAAGGACAGAUGUCACCCGAGCAGUGGCAGAAGAUGUAUGGACGCUGCUCUGGAAACGAGGUCUACCACAUCCGCUUAUGUGACAGCAAGUUCUUUGGGGAGUACGACGGAAAGAGCUUCACUUACGCCUCCUUCCAUGCCCACAAGAAGUACGGAGUGUGUUUGAUUGGUGUGAAGAGAGAAGACAACAAGAGCAUCCUCUUGAAUCCUGGACCGCGUCACAUCAUGGCUUCUAACGAUACCUGCUACUACAUCAACAUCACCAAGGAGGAGAACUCAGCCUUCAUCUUCAAAGAGGAGGAGAAGCACAGCAAGGGUCUGUCCGUGACCGGCCUAUACGACGCCCCCUCCAGGCUGCCCGUGCACAGCAUCAUCGCCAGCAUGGGCACCGUAGCUAUAGAUCUGCAGCACGCUGAUCCUCCUGAGGAAAGUGGAAAACUGGCCUUACCGACGGAGACCAGCGCUGGGAGCCGCAGACCGAGCAUCGCACCCGUCCUGGAAAUUGCUGACUCCUCUGUCAUUUUGCCCUGCGACCUCCUCAGCGACCAAUCAGAGGACGAGACCAACCAAUCAGAUGAGGAAGGCUCUGUGGGGUCCGAUUUUGUGAAGGGCUACCCCCCAAACUCGCCCUACAUCGGCAGCUCUCCAACUCUUUGCCACCUCCUACCGCAGAAAGCUCCGUUCUGCUGCCUUCGCCUCGAUAAGGGCUGCACACACAACAGCUUCGAGGACGCUAAAGCGUACGGCUUCAAAAAUAAGCUGAUUAUCGUGUCUGCGGAGACUGCAGGAAAUGGUCUCUACAACUUCAUAGUCCCUCUGCGAGCUUAUUAUCGUCCCAGAAAGGAGCUCAACCCCAUAGUGCUGCUACUGGACUACCCACCAGACAACCACUUCUUAGAGGCCAUUUGCUGCUUUCCUAUGGUUUACUUCAUGGCUGGAACCAUUGAUAACUUGGACAACCUGCUCCAGUGUGGCAUCAUCUAUGCUGACAACUUGGUGGUUGUGGACAAGGAGAGCACCAUGAGUGCUGAGGAGGACUACAUGGCAGACGCCAAGACUAUCGUCAACGUCCAAACAAUGUUCAGAUUGUUCCCCAGUCUCAGCAUCAUCACGGAGCUCACGCACCCGUCCAACAUGAGGUUCAUGCAGUUCAGAGCAAAGGACUGCUACUCGCUCGCUCUGUCCAAACUGGAGAAGAUAGAGCGUGAUAAGGGCUCCAACCUGGCCUUCAUGUUCCGGCUGCCGUUUGCUGCAGGCAGGGUGUUCAGUAUCAGCAUGCUCGACACGCUGCUUUACCAGUCAUUUGUGAAGGACUACAUGAUCGCCAUUACACGACUUCUUCUUGGUCUGGACACCACUCCUGGCUCUGGUUACCUGUGUGUUAUAAAAAUCACGGAGGAGGACUUGUGGAUCAGGACGUACGGCAGACUCUUCCAGAAGUUUUGUUCUUCCAGUGCAGAGAUCCCCAUCGGUAUCUACCGGACCGAGUCACACAUGUUCACUGCGUCCGAGUCUCGAGCAUCCAUCAAUGCGGACCAGGGCGAGGAACACCGCGACCGUGGAGAGAAGACAUCGCACAGAAACUCCGCCAUGAGCGACCAAUCGGAGCACCCGCUGCUGAGGAAAAAGAGCAUGCAGUGGGCACGGAGGCUGAGCAGGAAGACCAACAAACCUACGAGCAAAGUGGAGGGCUUUUCACAGCAGAGACUCAAUCUGUAUCGCCGCUCAGAGCGGCAGGAGCUUUCUGAGCUGGUCAAGAACCGCAUGAAGCACCUGGGCCUGCCCACUGUGGGAUACGACGAGAUGAACGACCACCAGAACACGCUGUCCUAUGUCCUCAUCAAUCCUCCGCCCGACACCAUGCUUGAGCUCAACGACAUCGUGUACAUUAUUCGCUCUGACCCACUUGCACACAUGCCAGAGGACUCGCAGACGGGACAGGCUCGCAGCAGGAACCAGAAGGACUUUGUGACAGAGUCAAAAGAUGAAACCCACCUUUGA